GACACAGUUCUUAGAUUCCAUUCUUUCAGUUUGGUUCUACGUACAGUUCGCAUUUCGUGAGAAAUACUCUAAAAUCGUCUAUAAUGAAAAUCAUCGCUUGCAUCGCUCUAGUCACCGCAUUGGUCGCAUUUGCGCAUGCCGAUGUCGCUCACUUAUCUCGAACAUAUUUGCCAGCAUCAUCACGUACAGUACAACUGACUAGCAGCGGUUAUACAUCUGGUAGCAAUAUCGUUACUAGUGGCACUUCAGGAUUUAGUGGAAAAUUAGUAGCUGCUCCAAAUGCUCAGCAACAAGCUUUCACAUCGUCAUCAUUCCAACAAGCACCUUCCAGUCAAAGUACUUACUCAUCCGUAAGCAGCAUACCAUCAACUGGUUUCAGUGGUAAAUUAAUUGCUGUCCAGCGCACAACAACAAUCUUUCACCUCAUCAUCAUCCAACAACAUCAAAGUCCUUUUACAUAUAAUGCACCACAGCUGGUUCAGCGGAAAUUAUUGCAGCUCCUGCAGCUCAACAACAAUCCUUCACCUCAACUUCAUUCCAACAUGCACCAGCCGCUCAGUACAGUUCUGCAUAUACUGCACCAUCUACCGGUUUUAGUGGAAAACUGAUUGCAGCUCCUGCAGCUCAACAACAAUCCUUCACCUCAACUUCAUUCCAACAUGCACCAGCCGCUCAGUACAGUUCUGCAUAUACUGCACCAUCUACCGGUUUUAGUGGAAAAUUGAUUGCCGCUCCUGCAGCUCAACAACAAUCCUUCACCUCAACUUCAUUCCAACAUGCUCCAGCGGGCCAAAGUGCAUUUUCACAAUACACUGCACCGUCUAGUGCUUUCA
This is a messenger RNA of Teleopsis dalmanni, 833 nucleotides long. RefSeq lists its product as uncharacterized. The record is from RefSeq and is a predicted model, not a curated record. NCBI's taxonomy places the organism in Eukaryota, Metazoa, Arthropoda, Insecta, Diptera, Diopsidae. The transcript is spliced from 2 exons. Bases 84 to 608 code for a protein of 174 amino acids.